Molecule: messenger RNA, 465 nt
Organism: Effrenium voratum
Lineage: Eukaryota; Dinophyceae; Suessiales; Symbiodiniaceae
Source: the annotation of a GenBank genome assembly
AUGCCUUCAGGCGUGGUGCUGGGCGACGACCUUGUGCCGCGUCUCAGCCUCACUACGGCGCGGGGCUCAGUCCAAGAUCUACGAGAGGCUCUGCUGCGGAUCAACGACCCGCAGGCCCAUGAGCUGCCUUUGGAGCGCUCCACAGCAGCGCUGCAAACCAUGGUGGCGCGAGGCAAUGAGGAUGACAUGGGCCGACUCGCAGCAGCCCAUACGCUGGUGGCCACGCUUUCUCGCCACGAGUCUCCCAGGCUCUUCCCUGCUGGUCGCCUGGUGGUGCUGAGAAAGGCGCUCACAGAGCAGGACCCGGUCUACGUGCCGCUGGAAGGUUCGCAGAGCGAUAUGGACGAGCUUUUGAUCUCCUCGGACAUGGCAUCCGCCCACAUGCCCGCAAGGUAUCUCAAGGCCUUGGACGAGGCCAUGAGCACGCCUGCUCCCAGCCUGGUGCGACUGAGCGGCCUGGGCUGA